AUGUAUACCCUUUUAAUUGGCUGAAAUGCCCUACAAUAUUAUAAAAAUAUCAUUUUUGGCUAGGUAAAUGUACCCAUUAAGCUACUUCUCGUUUAGCCAUGUUUUUUUAUUCAAGAGAAAAGCUCAGAUAAAUUGCUUUAUAUUAAACGUUAUAUAUAAAUUAUAGAAUUCCAAGCAUUGCUGAAGAAAUGACAGAUGAAGAAGAUUCUACUUGCUGCAAUUGUUUUCCUAAAAAUUAUAAGAAAAAUCCAAAAAAUAUAAAAGAAAAUGAGCAGCCAAGACAAAUCAAACCUUUACUGAAAACGGAUGUAAAAUUUGAAAAUCCUGAAGGAAAAAUGAAUAUGCCUCAAUUUCCUGAAAGUUAUAAGCAAAAUCAAAAAAAUAAGCAAGAAAAUCAGGAGCCGAGACAAAAAGAGUCUUCUCUGGAAAAUAAUGUAAAACUUGAAAAUCCUGAAUUACCUUCUGAGCUGCCAGGAAUGAAUGAGCCUCAAUAUCCUGAAAGCAGCAUCCAGCCAAACUCAAAGGAAGGCCUCAAUGAAGAAAUCCUAGCAAUUAUAUAUUCUGAUGACGGUAAGAAGAAUCUGCUAAUUAAAGAUUAGUGCUUUAUCGCAUUAAGAUAAGACAUAAAGAAGGCUUGCCUAGCUGAACGAGAAACUCCCUGGGUAUGCUCUCCUCUGGGAUUCAGCCUAACUAAGAAUCUUCACUAGAGGGUUAUUUUUUUAAAAAAAAUUACAUAAAUUUUCUUCGAAAUUAAAAAAAUUGGAAAGGAGAAAUUAAUUUUAAUUUGUAAAAUUUAUUUUAGAAAUAAAGCUGUUUAAAAUUGAGCAGAAUUAGUUAGAGAUUUUAUUAUAAAGAUCAUCAUAUAUUAAUUUUUUUUCUCUCUCACAGAGUUUUUUCCAAAAAAUAUAAUCAGACUUUUCCAAUUUUUUUGAUUGCCUCCGAAGAGGGAGGGUGGACUCAGUAUUCGUAGACUCAUUUCUACUCAAUUUGGCUUCAGGCUGCAGAAAACAUUAGAAUUCUCAGCAGAUCCAACAGAGGAUGAUGGCUUCUCUAUUUUAUUCGUGUGCCUCAGACCUUAAAGUAAGCAAUUACAUAAUUUUCAGCCACUGCUUCAGUGAUUAGAGCUAUAGAUAGGGGCAAAAAACCCUAUCGUUUAUCGGUACCAAUUAUGCCUUUGCCAUUUAGCAUUAGAAAUAUCCAUGAGAAAUACGAAGUCUUCAUUUCUGAGGUAAUAGAGAUACAGUCUAGCUUAAACCAAAAAAAAUUCCCAGACUCCAUUACCCUCUCAACUUAACUUUAGGUCGCAAAAAUCUCCAAGGUUCUGUAAGGUUCUGGAGAGGGCAAAUCAGUAAAAUGCUAUUUUAUUUGUGCCAUUGACAUUAAGACAAUAAGUUCUAAACGUCUGAAAAAAGAAAAGCCAAGCUCGAAAAGUAAAAAAAUUCAAUCUACUCCAAAUAUUUCGAUAGUACAAAAAGACCAAGUUGAGUCAAGAAAUAAUACCCCUCCAAAAAUGAUUUCCAAAGAGACUGAAAAUUCAGGUGAUCUUAGUGAAUCUAUCACACCUCCUAAAAUACCUUUAAUCCAUGAUGGCACACUGAAUACCAAAAAACCCUUGGAAAAUAAUGAUAAAGCAGAAAUCCCAAAAAUACCUGAAAAAGAGCAGAUUGAGAGUAAGUUAGAAAGUCCGAAAAAAGAAAAGCGAAGCUCUAAAAGUAAAAAAAUUCAAUCUAAUCCAAAUAUUUCGAUAGCACAAAAAGACCAAGCUGAGUCAAGAAAUAAUACCCCUCCAAAAAUGACGCCCAAAGAGACUGAAAAUUCAGAUGAUCUUAGUGAAUCUAUCACAUCUCCUAAAAUACCUGCAAUCCAUGAUGGCACACAGAAUGCCAAAAAACCCCUGGAAAAUAAUGAUAAAUCAAAAAUUGCAAAAAUACCUGAAAAGGAACAGAAUGAGAGCAAGUUAGAAAUUGAUAGGAAUGUCGGGUUAAUGAACAUUGGGAAUUCUUGCUAUAUGAAUUCUGUAAUACAGAUACUUGCAAGCAUUCCUGAAUUUAAUGCAGCCAUUGAAGAUUCAGCAAGCUCUCCUCUAUUAGCUGCCCUUAAAAAUGUGAUUUCCGUACUUUUAUCACACCACUCUUUAGCUCUUGAUACAGUGUCAUACUUGGUUGCUUUUAGAAAUAUAAUUGCUCAAGAAUAUCCUAUGGUAAAAAAAAUUUAGUUUAAAGGUCCUAUAGAAAACGAUGCAAAAGAACUUUUUAGUAUUAUUGCAUAUGAAGCAGACCAGCUCAGCCCCAACAGUAAACAGUUUGCAUUAACCAAGACUCAAGCAUUUACCUGCUCUAUAGGCCAUCAAUCAAAUAAUCCUGAAGAAAACAAUUUUUUGGUUGUUCCUAAAGACAAGCAGGGAGAUUUGCAAAAUGUUGUACAAGCAAUCAAAACCAAAAUAAGAUUUGCUGAAAAUAAUCAAUUAUUCUGCCAGGAAUGUCAAAAAUUGAGUGACUUUGUUGUGGAGGUUGUUAGUAUUAAUUGGCCUAAUAUUUUGGUGUUCUAUCUGCCACCAUCUCAAAAGCCAUCUCAAAUCAGACAAAACCCAUAUCCUAAUUUAG
Blepharisma stoltei is the source of this 2603-nucleotide messenger RNA. The record is from the annotation of a GenBank genome assembly. NCBI's taxonomy places the organism in Eukaryota, Ciliophora, Heterotrichea, Heterotrichida, Blepharismidae.